Messenger RNA from Nomia melanderi (Alkali bee), 7309 nucleotides. NCBI's taxonomy places the organism in Eukaryota, Metazoa, Arthropoda, Insecta, Hymenoptera, Halictidae. The record is from RefSeq and is a predicted model, not a curated record.
CGGUCGUGUUCGUAUACGGUUGCCGCAUGAUUUUUUUCUGGUUCUGGCUCGCGUGUACGUGUAUACAGAUUAUCUGGACGUAACGGAGGUAACAUAGAUCUCGGACGAUGUGCGUGGUCAAGUGACGGUACGCGUAUUUCAUACUGAAGUGUACUAAAGUGUUGGUUUCUCUCUAGUGUGUGCGCCCGGGCCCCGAUGAGUGUGUGUCUGCUCGAUGUGUGUGGAUAAAAUUCACGGCAUCAUGUUGUUGCCACGCCGAAAAUUGGAUUACGCAUCGAUGGCGUUUCUCUCGUUGCCACUGCUGCUGCUGGUUUCCCUGCCCGCGGUAUCCGGUUUUGUCUCGUGUUCGCCGAGCCCCUGCAAAAACGGAGGAGUGUGCAUGUCAUCGCUGCGGAGCGAGUCACAUUGCAAUUGUACAUCGAAAUAUGUGGGGGAGUACUGUCAACACCUGAACCCUUGCCACACGGGGCCACGUUGUCAAAACGGGGGCUCGUGCAGGGUGAAAGAGAGCACCGGGGGCGGCACCCCCUCUUUCACCUGUUCCUGCCCGGUCGGGUUCACGGCGAGUCUGUGCGAAAUACCGAUGGAAAAUGCGUGUGACUCGUCGCCUUGUCUCAACGGUGCCACAUGCAUCUUGAAAUCACUGCACGAAUACGUCUGCACCUGCGCCACUGGAUACACAGGGGAGCAUUGCGAGCGGCAAGACCACUGCGCCUCGUCGCCAUGUCGAAACGGGGCUGAGUGCCGGUCACUCGAAGACAGUUACAAGUGCACAUGUGCGCCAGGCUUCGCGGGGCCGAAUUGCGCGGAGGACAUCGACGAAUGCGACAGGGACCCGUGCGUACACGGCUCCUGCAAGAACAUUCACGGAUCUUACAAAUGCAUGUGCUCGAGCGGAUAUACUGGCCAGAACUGCGAGAACGAGUAUAUUCCGUGCACCCCGUCGCCGUGCAAAAAUGGAGGCACGUGUCGCGAAAUUAACGAAUUGGACUACGAAUGCAAGUGUCCUGAAGGUUUCCGUGGCGAUCAGUGCGAGGAGAAUAUCGACGACUGUCCAGGACAUCUCUGUCAAAAUGGCGCGACAUGCGUGGACAGGGUGAACGAGUACUCUUGCCUCUGUCCGCCGUCGUACACAGGCACGCAGUGCGAGCUGGACGUGGACGAAUGCUCGGUGCGGCCGUCGCUGUGCCACAACGGUGCCACAUGCACCAAUUCUCCCGGAAGUUACUCGUGCAUCUGCGUGAACGGCUGGUCUGGUCCGGAUUGCAGCGUGAACAUCGACGAUUGCGCUGGCGCGGCUUGCUUCAAUGGCGCUACCUGCAUCGAUCGUGUUGGCAGCUUUUAUUGUCAGUGCACCUACGGAAAGACCGGACUGUUGUGCCACCUCGACGAUGCAUGCACUUCGAACCCAUGCCACGAGGGCGCGAUCUGUGACACCAGCCCCAUCAACGGAUCAUUUACUUGUUCAUGCGCGACCGGUUACAAGGGGGUGGACUGCUCGGAGGACAUCGAUGAGUGCGAGCAGGGGUCCCCUUGCGAACACGACGGCAUCUGCGUGAACACACCCGGUUCGUUCGCCUGCAACUGCACGCAAGGAUUCAUAGGACCGAGAUGCGAGACGAACGUGAACGAGUGCGAGUCCCAUCCCUGCCAGAACGACGGCUCCUGUCUGGACGAUCCUGGAACGUUCCGAUGUGUCUGCAUGCCUGGUUUCACUGGCACGCAAUGCGAGGUCGACAUAGAUGAGUGUGCAGCUAAGCCCUGCCUGAACGGUGGUGUCUGCACCGACCUUAUCAAUUCGUUCAAAUGCACUUGCGCGAACGGUUUCGCUGGUUCCCAUUGUCAGAUCAACAUAGACGACUGCGCUUCAUCGCCAUGCAAAAACGGCGGGAUCUGCCAGGACUCUAUCGCGAAGUAUACCUGCGAGUGUCCUCCAGGAUUCACUGGCGCCUCCUGCGAAACGAAUAUCAACGACUGCCAAUCGAACCCCUGCCACAGCGGUACCUGCAUCGACGGAGAGAACAGCUUCAGCUGCAACUGCUUUCCAGGAUUCACCGGAAAGCUCUGUCAAAUACAGAUUGACGAGUGCGAGAGCAAUCCAUGUCAAUUCGGCGGGAGAUGCGAGGAUCGCAUAAACGGAUACCAAUGCAUCUGCAGACCCGGAACAUCCGGAACGAAUUGCGAGGUGAACGUCAACGAGUGUUACAGCAAUCCUUGCAGAAACGGUGCAAGAUGCAUAGACGGCAUCAACAGGUAUUCGUGCGAGUGCGAGCCUGGCUUCACCGGGCAGCACUGCGAGACAGACAUAAACGAGUGCGCGAGCAAUCCGUGCGCGAACGGUGGCCGUUGCAUCGACACGACGAACGGGUUCCGGUGCGAGUGCCCACGCGGUUAUUACGACGCUAGGUGUCUCAGCGACGUGGACGAGUGCGCGAGCAACCCCUGUGUGAACGGCGGCACCUGUGAGGACGGGAUCAACCAGUUCAUCUGCCACUGCCUGCCUGGCUACGGGGGCAAGAGAUGCGAAGCGGACAUCGACGAGUGCGGCUCAAAUCCCUGUCAACAUGGUGGCACCUGCAACAACCACCUGAACGGGUACAGCUGCAAGUGCCUGGCUGGUUACGCGGGCACCAACUGCGAGACGAACAUCGACGACUGCGCGAACAACCCCUGCCAGAACGGGGGAUCCUGCAUCGACCUUGUCAACGACUACAAAUGUGUCUGCGAGUUACCACACACCGGACGGAACUGCGAAGACAAGCUGGAUCCUUGCUCCCCUAACAAAUGUCUCCAUGGCGGGAAAUGUUCACCAUCAUCGAAUUUCCUUGACUUCGCCUGCACCUGCACGAUCGGUUACGCGGGCAGACUCUGCGACGAGGACGUCGACGAAUGUGUAAUGACGUCGCCAUGUAGAAACGGCGCUACAUGCAGGAACACAAAUGGAUCUUAUCAAUGUCUCUGCGCGAAGGGCUACGAGGGUCGGGAUUGUGUAAUUAACACUGAUGAUUGCGCUUCCUUCCCUUGUCAAAAUGGUGGCACCUGUCUAGACGGCAUCGGGGAUUACACUUGCCUCUGCGUGGACGGUUUCAGCGGCAAACACUGCGAAACUGACGUGGACGAGUGCGAGUCCCAGCCGUGCCAAAAUGGAGCGAUUUGCAAAGAAUACGUAAACUCGUACACCUGCCAAUGUCAACUCGGUUUCUCCGGUAUUAACUGUCAAACGAAUGACGAUGACUGCACGGACAGUAGUUGCAUGAACGGCGGCAAAUGCAUAGACGGUAUCAAUAACUACACGUGUGUGUGCGAACCAGGUUACACCGGUUCAAACUGUCAGUACCGGAUUAACGAAUGCGACAGUUCGCCGUGCUUAAACGGCGCCACGUGUCAUGACCAUGUUCAAUAUUACACUUGUCACUGUCCUUACGGCUACACUGGAACCAGAUGCGAUAAAUACGUCGACUGGUGUGCGGGCAGUCCCUGCGAAAACCAGGCUAGCUGCGUCCAGCACAAGAACAAAUACCAUUGCAACUGUUCCCCGGGAUGGACCGGCAAAGUGUGCGACGUCGAAAUGGUUUCUUGCAAAGAUGCAGCCAUCAGGAAGACCGUUCCUGAGAAAAAUCUUUGCAACAAUGGCACUUGCGAGGACAUCGGUAAUAGUCAUCGUUGCCACUGUCUCGAGGGAUACACUGGAUCCUAUUGUCAAGAGGAAGUCAACGAAUGCGACUCUGCUCCCUGCCAAAACGGUGCCACUUGCAAGGACUUGGUUGGUUCUUACCAAUGUCAGUGCACGAAAGGCUUCCAGGGUCAAAACUGUGAGUUGAAUGUAGACGAUUGUAGGCCAAAUCCAUGUCAGAACGGUGGUACCUGUCACGAUCUAAUCAGCAACUUCAGUUGCUCAUGCCCUCCUGGUACUCUCGGUUUUAUUUGCGAACUCAAUGUUGACGACUGCGUUGUCGAAACUUGCCACAAUAAUGGCACCUGCACGGACAAAGUCGGAGGAUUCGAGUGCAAGUGUCCUCCGGGCUUCGUUGGACCAAGAUGCGAGGGUGACAUCAACGAAUGUUUGUCUAACCCAUGCACAUCUCCAGGUACUCAGGAUUGCGUGCAGUUGAUCAACAACUACCACUGCAAUUGCAAACCUGGUUACAUGGGACGCCAUUGCGAGGUUAAGGUGAACUUCUGCGAUAGCUCACCUUGCCAGAAUGGCGGAGUAUGUACAGCGAAACAGGCUGGUCACAAGUGUAUCUGCCCGACCGACUAUUACGGAAACAACUGCGAAUUCGCUGGUUCUUAUUGCGACAGGGAACCGUGUUUGAAUGGCGGAACUUGCAGAGUGGUCGAGACCGAAGUUGGCUAUAGAUGUUAUUGUCCUCCUGGUACCACUGGAACACAUUGUGAAAUUGACGCUAGGGAUGAAUGUGCUAGUAAUCCUUGCCAACAAUUAAAUGCCGUUUGUAAGAACCUCCUCGGCGAUUAUGCUUGCGAUUGCCCACCUAAAUGGACCGGAAAGAACUGCGAGAUUUAUGAUCCCAACUAUGGAGGCGGUAUCUUCGGCAGAGCAAACUCGAAUGUGCCGAAGACGAUGAAUGCUUACGAUCUGGAUCUGGAACUAGAGAGGAAGAAGUGCGUGGAGAACAGAUGCGAGGAGAAAUCUGGAAAUCAUCACUGCGACGAAGAGUGCAACCGGUACGCCUGCAAUUUCGAUGGGAAUGAUUGCUCGUUGGGUAUCAAUCCAUGGAGAAACUGCACUGCGCCAAUUAAUUGUUGGGAUGUGUUCAUGAACGAUGUAUGCGACGAAGUCUGUAACAACGCUCAGUGUUUAUUCGAUGGAAGAGAUUGUGAAAGGAAACUCGCCCCGUGCAACCCAAUCUACGACGCUUAUUGCCGUAAACACUAUGCUAACGGACAUUGCGACUACGGCUGCAACAAUGAAGAGUGUAACUGGGACGGUCUGGACUGCGAUGGUGAACCACCAUCACUGGCAGAGGGUGUGAUAUCUGUGGUAGUCAGAAUGGACAUGCAGACCUUCAGAUCCAAUGUAGUAGCAUUCUUAAGGGACAUCGGCCACGAACUCCGUACCACGUUAAGAGUGAAACAAGAUGAACUUGGCAACGACAUGAUUUACCCUUGGAGGAGAGAACGGGAACCCAGUUUACAGACCAACUUCUUCGGUCGUCCAACCACCAUUUACACAAAUACCCAGAACGGAGUGAUCGCCUAUUUGGAAAUCGACAACAGAAAAUGUACCGUCACUCAAGGAGCAGUGUGCUUCCCCUCAGCAAACGAGGCUGCAGAAUAUCUGGCAGCCACUGCAUCCAAACAUUCCCUAUCACGGAACUUCCCCAUCGAGCAAGUCCGAGGUGUCGUUGGGCCGCAGGGUCCAGAGUACCCGGAUUCCCCUACGAAUUACAAAUACGUAUUUAUCGGUGUCGUGAUCGUGGUACUCGGAGGAAUGCUAGUUGGCGUAUUAGUUACUGCUCAAAGAAAACGUGCGGUGGGUGUCACAUGGUUCCCCGAAGGAUUCCUACGAACCAGCAGCGGCAGCGGACAACGUCGAAGAUCUCGAAGAAGAGGACCGGACGGUCAAGAGAUGAGGAACUUGAACAAGCAGCCAUCGGUGAACUGUAUGGACUUGGAUGUUGGAAACGGUCGAGCUCAACAAUGGUCGGACGACGAAUCGGACCUACCACCAUCGAAGAGGAUGAGAGCCAUAGAGCCAGGAUAUGCCAGCGAUCACACAGCCAUUACGGAUUACGAAGAAACGGAACCACGAAUGUGGACCCAGCAACACUUGGACGCCGCUGAAAUACGCAGACCGGAUGCCGGAGUACUGACACCACCGAGUUUAGAACAUGGCCAGGACGUAGACGCCAGAGGACCUUGUGGAAUGACGCCGUUGAUGGUGGCCGCUGUGCGCGGUGGAGGUUUAGAUACUGGUGAAGAAGAAGAUGAAAGUGACGGUACCGCAGCUGUGAUCGCUGAUUUGGUCGCUCAGGGUGCGGACUUGAAUGCAACAACAGACAAGAGCGGCGAGACGUCUCUUCAUUUGGCAGCUCGCUACGCUAGAGCUGACGCAGCUAAGAGGCUUCUCGAUGCUGGCGCCGAUGCGAAUUCUCAAGACAACACUGGUAGAACGCCUCUUCACUCGGCCGUUGCCGCCGACGCAAUGGGAGUCUUCCAAAUACUACUGAGAAACAGAGCAACUAAUCUAAAUGCUCGUAUGCACGAUGGCACUACACCUUUGAUUCUGGCAGCCCGUUUGGCCACCGAGGGAAUGGUCGAAGAUCUCAUCAACGCUGACGCUGAUAUCAACGCCGCCGACAAUAGCGGCAAAACGGCACUUCAUUGGGCUGCGGCAGUGAACAAUGUCGACGCUGUUAAUAUACUUCUUGUCCACGGGGCGAACAGAGAUGCUCAAGAUGACAAGGAUGAGACUCCGUUGUUCCUCGCUGCCAGGGAAGGUAGCUUCGAAGCUUGCAAAGCAUUGUUGGAUACUUUCGCUAAUAGAGAGAUCACCGAUCACAUGGAUCGGUUACCUAGAGACGUAGCUAGCGAAAGAUUACAUCAUGACAUUGUCAGAUUGCUUGACGAACACGUGCCUAGAUCUCCGCAGAUGGUCACCGUUAUACCGAAUGGUCCUCUCAUGGGAUCACCGAAUCAUCCUCAAUUGAUCACUCAUCCUACAGUAAUCGGUUCCGCGCCGAAACAAACGAAGUCGAAGAAGCGACCUAAAACGGGUACUACCGGUAACCCAAACAGCCCCGAGUCGGAGGGUGGUGUGGUGGUGGUGAGGCGAAAGCCGUCGGUGAAGAAGCCUCCAGCAAAACGCGGCGCGCAGCCCCCAAACCAGGAGAUCCCUCAGGGCGCGGAGGGAGCGGAAGGAAAUUUACCGAGUCCGUACGACAGCGCAAGCCUGUACAGCAACGCGUUGCCACUGGUGGGUCACACAGCCACGGCGAAGCAGCCGCCCCCAUACGAGGACUGCAUAAAGGGGCAGUCCAUGCAGGGUCUGCAGCAAUUGGGUCUGGACACGUUCACGACCAACUACGGUCUGCCAAAUUUUCACGACCAAUUACUAGCGCCACACCAACGGCAAGCGCAGGGCAUGGUGAACACGUUGUCGCCACCCUACAGUAACCAGUCGCCACCGCACUCGGUGCAAUCGAACAUGACGUUGUCGCCGCAGGCCAGCUAUAUGGGCUCGCCGUCGCCGGCCAAAAGUCGGCCAUCGUUGCCGACCUCGCCCACCCACAUUGCCGCCAUGAGACAAGCAACGCACCAGAAACACGACAUACACGCAUAUAAGUGA